GCUGGGCCUGGGCGCGAGCGUGGGGAUUCGGGCGGGCCCCAGGGCGAUGCGGGGGGGUCCUCCCCGUUCCCACAGCGUCACCCACAGAGCUCGCUCCUCAUGGGCUGACACAGCUCGGGGCGCUCCCUGCCGAGCUCCCCGCCCUGCCCGGGGUGUGCGAGCAGCGCCCGGCUCCACAGAGCGGUGCUCCGAGCCGGGAACCGGCUGUACUAUCGCCCUGCGGCUUCAGCCCCAGUAAAGCUGGUCUGGUCUCCCCAGUGCCUCCCUCCUGCUGCCGGGGUUGUGCAGUCUCCUGGUCCGGGAAGUGUGUGCGUGUCAUGAUAACACCAGUGGUGCGAUGCACCAGUGCCGAAGACACAGUCAUGAGAACGGUUGUGUGGGGUCAGGGCAAUGGUCCAUCUAGCCCAGUACCCCGUUUCUGUUAGCAGCCAGUGCCAGAGGCUUCCGAGCAAAUGAACAGAACAGGCCGUCCGCUCUCAUCCAGUCCCAACAUCUAGCAAUGAGGGGCUUAGAGACACCUGGAACAUGGGGUUGUGUCCCUGCCAACUGAAGGACCUAUCCAUCGUCCAUGAAUUUAUCUCAUUCUUUUUUUAAUCGUGUUAUAUGUUUGGCCUUCACAACAUUCCCCUGGCAACGAGAUCCACAGAUGUGCAAUGUUAAAGAAUUUCCCAUCUGAUCUUGUAUGCAGACGUAUACCUUCAGUACUAGAUGAGAAAGCAUGACAAAGCAGCAGAGAAAAGAACAUAGGCAUCAGAAAUGGAUAUUCUGUGCACACAAAAGAAGCUAAUCCGUGUCACUGAAGCUUGCCACAGUACCGGUACCAAACCAAGGACAUCCUGGCCUAGAAAGGCCCUGCUCAUCCUGGGGUUCCUCUUUGCUUUGGCUGUGAUUGCCUUAGUCGCGAUGGCAGUGAGUCAGAACAAGCCACUCCCAAAGAAUAUUAAGUACGGGAUUGUGCUGGAUGCUGGUUCGUCUCACACUAACUUGUACGUGUAUAAGUGGCCAGCGGAGAAGGAGAAUGACACUGGGGUGGUGCACCAGGUGGAAGUGUGUAAAGUAGAAGGUCUGGGGAUCUCGGGUUACUCCCAGGAUACAGAGAAAGCUGGCCUCUCCCUCCAGCACUGCAUGAAAAGAGCUCAGGAAGUGGUUCCAGAACAGCAGCACAGAGAGACCCCUGUCUACCUUGGGGCUACAGCUGGAAUGCGGCUGCUCAGCUUGCAGAACAGAAGUAUAGCUGACAGGGUCCUCUCUGCGGUGGAGAAGACGUUGCGCUCAUCCCCCUUCAACUUCCAGGGUGCCAGAGUCAUCAGUGGUCAGGAAGAAGGAGCCUAUGGCUGGAUCACCAUUAAUUACCUGUUGGGCAACUUCAAGCAGCCUGGCUGGCUGAACUUUCUGCCUCACCUGAGAUCUAGCAGAGGGACAUCAGGGGCCCUGGACCUUGGCGGAGCCUCCACCCAAAUCACCUUUGUACCGGACCAAGAGCCGAUUGAAUCUCAGGAGAACUCACUGCACUUUCGUCUCUAUGGCAAGAACUACAACGUGUAUACGCACAGCUUCCUGUGCUAUGGGAAGGACCAGGCUCUGCGCCUGAAGCUGGCCAGUGACCUACAGAGCACACAGAAUGGCAGCCUCCUGGAUCCCUGCUUUCACCCAGGAUAUUUGAGGAUUAUGAAUAUAAGUGACCUCUACACGAAUCCCUGUAUAGCUAAUGGUGAGCAGCAGCUUCCAUUCCCACAGCUUCACCUCCAGGGGAAAGGGGAUUACCAAAGGUGCCGAAUGACCAUCCAGAAGAUCUUCAACACUAGCCAUUGCCCUUACUCCAGCUGCUCCUUCAAUGGGAUUUUCCUGCCUCCGUUACAAGGGGAGUUUGGGGCAUUUUCUGCUUUCUACUUUGUGAUGAACUUUUUAAACCUGACAACAGAGAAGAGCCCAGUCCCUCUGGACAAAGUGACAAGCGCUGUGGAAAGAUUCUGCUCCAGACCUUGGCACAAAGUAAAGGCAGAAUUUCCCAAUAUAAAAGAGAAGUACCUGAGUGAAUAUUGUUUCUCCGGGACCUACAUCCUCUCCCUCCUUGAGAAUGGCUAUGGAUUCACCGUGGAGAAAUGGCAAAGCAUCCAGUUCCUUGGAAAGAUUGGCAGCAGUGACGCAGGCUGGACUCUGGGCUACAUGCUGAACCUGACAAACAUGAUCCCCGCAGAGAAGCCCCCGACGCGCCCUCUCUCCCAUGCCAGUUAUGUGGGGCUCAUGGUGUUCUGCUCUCUCGUGUUGGUGGCUGUGCUCCUGCUUAGCUGGCUUACCUUCCACAAACCAAAGUGCCUGCAGAAGGGACUCAUUUAGGGAGUGGCAAAUCUCGCAGUAGAGGCUGUAAUGGGCCCCUGACACACCAGCUGCCGCACAGAGUUCUGAGGUCACCUGCAGAGCCAGCCUCACCUAGCAGAGUCCCUCCUGCCUUUCACUGAAGCUACUGCCUGUACAAGGGCAUUCAAUCUUCUCCUCUGGCUCACACCUGCACUGAUGGAUGCACAGGCUCCUCUUCUCUGUGGAGAUGUAUCUUGCUGGGUCACAUAAAGCAGCAGCUUUUCGGCUCCUUUUGCUGCUUGUUCUUUUUGGUCUUGUUUAGAGAGAGGCAGCAGUAAUCCUUGAGGGAAUUGCUGUCACUUGGAAGCGCCAAGCUGGCUGUGGGGCUAAUCUCAGGGUUAUGCAGGAAGCCAUUGCACUGUGCAGAGAUCUAUUUCCUUUCCCUGGAAUCGGUCCCCACAGCUGCUCAGAGCCUGUCUGAGCAGGGCAUCCGCACCAGCACAAACCAAGCUUGCUGCCCUUGGCCACCUUCAGCUCCUCGGGAGCAUGCUGUGUCCUAGCUCUGCCUACCAUGUAAAACCUUCUGGAUCCCAGCUGCCCACGGCUUGGCUGGCCACACAGCCGGACAACAUAUGGGACAAGCAGAUGUGAGGGGAAAAGGAACAGAAGAUGUUGGGUCUGGAGGAGGCCAGCAGCCUUGGCUGAGCCCUGGCAAUGGACCUGAAAUACUAGGAGGCAAAAUGUUCCUUCCACAGAAGAUUGCUGUAUGUAUGAAAGGAAACCUCUUCUCUCACCACCUUCCAGAAUUUAUCACUGGCCCAUAGCAGGCCCCUGUCCAGAUUGAGUCUGAUGUAAGGGACCUGUCUAUCUGGUCACACACAUUCUUAGCCAGACACCGCUGAUCUCUCCAGGAAUAACUCACAUUGGGCAAGGAUCAUUCGCAAACAGCUUGGAUUUAUAUUGUACCUGCAGGCAGGGUUCCCUGGACACUGGACACUACAGCACACGUACAAGAUUCCAGCGCUUGCAGCGGGACCAUCUCUCUGGCAAUUCUAAUCACACAGAAACCUAGGCCUCAGAGAAGGGUGUUUAGUAGAUCAUGUUCCUUUAAAAGAUACCUGGCACCAGUGUAAACUGAAACAUGCAAAUAUUGAUGAAUUGAUUCAUGCUUUGUGUUUGUGACAUGCAUGAAAAUUAGUCACAAUCUGAAAAUUCUUUCCUUUCCCCCUGCUUAGACCUAACAUCUCAAUCUCAAGCCACCCCCCCCCCCCCCGGCCCCUCCCAAAUGUACACACCAGCCCAUUUUCUAGCCUUUAGUAUGGGAUAGCAACUGAUCAGAUUUCAGCCUCUUGUAAUGUCACUCUUCCCACUUUUUCCUAAGGAACUGGAGUGGAAGCUGGGACUCAACUUUGAUAACAAGCAGAAAACACUGUGAGGCAUCUUCAUACAUCAAAAGGAGCCAGUUGCAAAUCAGAUCAUCUAGUCUGGCCUCCUGCAAACACAGGCCUGAGAACCUCACCCAGUAAUUUCCGUAACAAACCCAUAACUUCUGUUUGAGCUAGAGCAUAUUUUUUUAGAAAGGUAUCCAGUCUUGCAUUAAUGUUAAGUGAUGGAGAACCCACCACAACCGUAGGUACAUUGUACUAAUGGUCAGUUGCCCUCACUGUGCGAAUCUGUACCUUAUUUCUAGUAUGAAUUUGUCUAGCUUCAGCUUCCAUCCACUGAUCUCAUUAUGCCUCAUUAAAGACCCAUUUACUGUCAGAAAUCUCUUCCCCCUUGUAGGUACUUGUAGACCAUCAUAAAGUCACCUAUGAACCUUCUCUUGGAUAAACUAAAUAGAGCUGCUCUAGACUCUCACUGUAAGGCAGCUUUUCUAGACCUCAAGGCAUUUUUGUAGCUCUUUAUUGAAUAUUUUCCAAUAUCUGAACAUCCUUUUUUAAGCACUGACAUGCUGUAUACAGAGGUAAGACCUCACCCCUGCUCCUGCUUGAUAUUACCCUCUUUAUAAAUCUAAGGAUUACAUUCCCCCUCUUAGCUACAGCAUCACGU
Molecule: messenger RNA, 4347 nt
Organism: Mauremys reevesii (Reeves's turtle)
Lineage: Eukaryota; Metazoa; Chordata; Testudines; Geoemydidae
Gene: ENTPD1
Product: ectonucleoside triphosphate diphosphohydrolase 1
Exons: 12
Coding region: 757-2337 (526 amino acids)
Biological process (GO): nucleoside diphosphate catabolic process
Cellular component (GO): plasma membrane
Molecular function (GO): GDP phosphatase activity; UDP phosphatase activity
Source: RefSeq, a predicted model, not a curated record